Gaeumannomyces tritici R3-111a-1 is the source of this 225-nucleotide messenger RNA. RefSeq lists its product as hypothetical. Lineage: Eukaryota; Fungi; Ascomycota; Sordariomycetes; Magnaporthales; Magnaporthaceae. Bases 1 to 225 code for a protein of 74 amino acids. The record is from RefSeq and is a predicted model, not a curated record. The transcript is spliced from 3 exons.
AUGUCGCCCCUGAGCACGUGUGGCAACGAGAUUGGGGCACCCCGAGCCACAGAGACUUUGAGUGUUUGCUCCAAGUACGGUCAAGGUAUUUCGCCAUCGACUAAAAAGUCCCGUGCGCCGCAAAGACAAAUGAUGCAAGAAAGAUAUAAACAGACACCACAAAGCAACGCAGCGUUAGGCGGAAGCCAUAUACAUGACAUGGUGACCAGAGGUGAGGAGAGAUAG